Messenger RNA from Acanthosepion pharaonis, 1011 nucleotides. NCBI's taxonomy places the organism in Eukaryota, Metazoa, Mollusca, Cephalopoda, Sepiida, Sepiidae. The record is from the annotation of a GenBank genome assembly.
AUGAGUGGAGGCAGCGGCCCUCUACGAGGAAAAGAUGUUUCGGCCGCCGCAGGUGAUCACAUUGGAGACUUCAUUAAACUUGGGGCGGAUACCUUUUACCUUGGUUUCUUUUCAUCUUUUUCUUUCUCAUUUUCUCCUUCAUGCCCUCUUCUCUCUCUCUUUCUCCCUCUUUCUCUCUCUCAUUCACUCUCUCUCUCUCUCUCCUUUCCUCCUCUCUCUCUCUUCUUGCUUAAUAUUUGCGAAAUUGGUGCCGAGGGAUUUCUCAGUUGCGAAAUUGGUGCCGAGGUAUUUCCCAGCUGCGAAAUUGGUGCCGAGGGAUUUCUCAGCUGCGAAAUUGGUGCCAAGGCAUUUCUCAGUUGCGAAAUUGGUGCCGAGGUAUUGCUCAGCUGCGAAAUUGGUGCCGAGGCAUUUCCCAGUUGCGAAAUUGGUGCCGAGGCAUUUCUCAGUUGCGAAAUUGGUUCCGAGGUAUUUCUCAGCUGCGAAAUUGGUGCCGAGGCAUUUCUCAGUUCCGAAAUUGGUGCCGAGGCAUUUCUCAGUUGCGAAAUUGGUGCCGAGGCAUUUCUCAGCUGCGAAAUUGGUGCCGAGGGAUUUCUCAGUUGCGAAAUUGGUGCCGAGGUAUUUCUCAGUUGCGAAAUUGGUGCCGAGGCAUUUCUCAGCUGCGAAAUUGGUGCCGAGGCAUUUCUCAGUUGCGACAUUGGUGCCGAGGCAUUUCUCAGUUGCGAAAUUGGUGCCGAGGUAUUUCUCAGCUGCGAAAUUGGUGCCGUGGCAUUUCUCAGCUGCGAAAUUGGUGCCGAGGCAUUUCUCAGUUCCGAAAUUGGUGCCGAGGUAUUUCUCAGCUGCGAAAUUGGUGCCGAGGUAUUUUUCAGUUGUGAAAUUGGUGCCGAGGUAUUCCCAGCUGCGAAAUUGGUGCCGAGGCAUUUCUCAGCUGCGAAAUUGGUGCCGAGGCAUUUCUCAGUUCCGAAAUUGGUGCCGAGGCAUUUCUUAGUUGCGAAAUUGGUGCAAAGUUUGUAG